CGAAGGUCAUGGUAUCAUCGAAUUCUUUUACCGUAGGAAAGCUGGAUGCUGGAAUGGCAAUCCUGAUAGGCGAAAGAGCCUCUUUGAUAGAAUUUCCGUCUGUAUUACUCCCAGCCGGUAUUACUACUGGUUCUAUAGUAAAUAUCGCUGUAAAUAGGAACCAACAAGCUGAGAAGGAACACGCUCAGGCGUUCUGGGAUCUUCAAAAGACAAUUUUGGACACCUACGGCAUUGAUUCACCUAAGCAGCCAGCUAUACGCGUUAGAAACACAACUCAAACAUCUGUCACUAUCGAAUGGGACGAGCUUGAACUCGCUACGUCUAACUUGCGCUCUUUGGAUUUAUACAGGAAUGGUCAAAGGUUGAGCGCUAUCAGCAAUCCAGAUAACAAGACAUACAAAAUGUCAGGUCUCUCACUGAAUACGGAGUAUAGCUUCCAGCUAAUAAUGAGAACAACGGCAGGUGUAUAUCCAUCUGAGACUAUCAAAGUUAAAACACACACUAUAAAUGAUACAACUGGUAUUAGAGUAGCAAUUGGUGCUAUCACAGAUGAGAAACUACUCGAUUCAGCCAAGUCUGCAAUCGAAGAAAUGGGUGCUCAAUAUCAGGACAAAGUUACGAUCGAUACUACUCACUUUGUCUGCUCAAAACCAGGUCCUUAUAAUUUAUCAGAAUACCAAAAAGCAGUACAGCAUUCUAUACCAAUAGUACAACCACAGUGGUUGUUGGCAUGUCAUGCUGAAAAGAAGAUGGUGAAUAUCAGUUCAUUCUAUCUUGGUGGCCCAAUGCCAAACGUCAAGUUUGAAAGUAGAUCUUCGAAUAACGUAACGGAUGCCACACCUGAGGUAAAUGGCGCUGAGGCUGGACCAAGCGAGCAACCUGAUAAACCAGAGCAACCAGAGCAACCAGUUGAAAAACAAGAUCCAGCAACACAGGAAGCCCUCAAUGAUCCAGAAGGCGGACCUAUAGAUGGUAUACCCCCAGCAGUUGAGGAUGACGAGGAGACGAAACAAACCAAAAAUGCUGUCAGGAAGGAAAUAGAAGAAGCUGAAAGACAAGCUACAGAUGCAGCAUAUGGACACGAAGAUGAGGAUGUCGCUGGUCGAGAAGGACGUGAUGAUAUGCGGACGUUCAGCUUCCCAAGAGUGACGGCAGUACCUGAAGAAGAGCAAAGACCAUCUUCAACACCACCAGAUAUACGUAUCAUUAACGAAGAUGGACAAGAGCAAAUUAUGGCUGAAGGUCUAGCAGAUUACGAUUAUGGAGACGGAGAAGAAAUAGAUCUCAACGACGACGAUGAAGAGAGUGUUGAUAGUAGCCAAGAAUAA
Molecule: messenger RNA, 1328 nt
Organism: Wallemia mellicola CBS 633.66
Lineage: Eukaryota; Fungi; Basidiomycota; Wallemiomycetes; Wallemiales; Wallemiaceae
Exons: 4
Coding region: 9-1328 (439 amino acids)
Biological process (GO): Golgi to plasma membrane transport; conjugation with cellular fusion
Cellular component (GO): trans-Golgi network; exomer complex
Molecular function (GO): protein dimerization activity
Source: RefSeq, a predicted model, not a curated record